Cetraspora pellucida is the source of this 216-nucleotide messenger RNA. The record is from the annotation of a GenBank genome assembly. NCBI's taxonomy places the organism in Eukaryota, Fungi, Glomeromycota, Glomeromycetes, Diversisporales, Gigasporaceae.
AUGAGUGAAUCUGAAUUUACUUAUCAAGAUUUUGAGAAAUGCAUUAAUUCUGAAAAAAAUAACAAAAAUAGUUUUACUGUUGCUUCUGAAGAAAAUAGCCAAGAUGACUUUACUGUUACAUUCAAAGAAAAUAGCCAAGAUGGUUUCACUGUUAUUUCCAAAGAAAAUAGUCAAGAUGGUUUUACUGUUGAUGAUAUUGCUCUUACAGAAGUUUUU